UAACAGUUUCAAAUUUCUACUAUAUUUAACUUAAGAGCCGUAAUUUUUUAAAGAAAAGAGCGCUGUUGAGAAAUUGCAUUCAUUUGAGACUGCAAGCUGGAAAAAAUAAGGAUUAUGGGCGAUUUCUAUAAAAUUUCCAGCAUCUAAAGAGCGUUGUGUCUGUUACAGAUGCUGCAAAUUUCAAAUUCCUACUAUAUUAAUCUUGAAAGCCGCGAUUUUUUAAAGGAAAAAUCACACUGGAAAAUCAUCUACUUUGAGAUCGGCUUCAUCGCGAAAACAUGUGAUUUUGAUAUUUGCCGUUGUCAAUCAUGUAAACGAACAAUUUAGGUUAGGCCAGUUGCUAUAAUCUCCCAAAAAAAAUGUUUUUUCGCAGAGUUCUCAAUCGUGAAUCGUUUAACCAAUUACGCAACUACUGCAGCAAAGGAAGCACUGAUAAUACAGGAGUUUCUAAAGACAGUGCUAGCAAUGCGCCCUGUCCCCAAAUAUUCAGCAGAGAAGGUGAUUAUGGCACGUCGAAAACGAUCACGGGCGAAGCAUUGCCCAAGGACAGUCCAAUAUUCAGUGCCAUCGGGGCUGCUGAAGAAUUGCUCAGCUACAUUGGCUUAGCCAGGGAAUAUGCCAAUGAAUCAGAGCACGAAUACACAGACAAACUGAAAAGAAUACAGACCAUCAUUAUUGACAUAAGCACGGCGAUUUCACGGAAUAGCAAAGUGGCCAUACCUCCAGUAUACACUAAAGAGUUAGAGGAUUGGAUCUCAGAAUAUGCCAAACAACUGCCCCCGCCUGAAACACGACCAACGGACGGAAAGCAUCUAUAUUCCGAAACCUGAUGAAAAAGUUCAACCCCAGUAACUAUUAAUGAUCCAUUAGGCUUUUGUGUCUCAAAAUUAAUGUUUCUGUCAGGUUCAGCAAAUCGGUUAAUUGCGUAAAAAUUGAACAAGCUUUUUGUUUCAGCUUCUCAUCAGAGCAAUGCAUUUAAUUUUAUUUCCAGGGCAAUGCAUGUGAGAAGAUACUAACCCUGUCUGUCCGUUGACGAACUCUAUUUACUGUUGAUUGUUACCGCUUAUUCUCACAGCAACUGGAAUGUUUGUUGUUAUUUUUAGUUAAAUAAAAUUGAUAUAUA
Molecule: messenger RNA, 1123 nt
Organism: Dendroctonus ponderosae (mountain pine beetle)
Lineage: Eukaryota; Metazoa; Arthropoda; Insecta; Coleoptera; Curculionidae
Product: corrinoid adenosyltransferase MMAB-like
Molecular function (GO): corrinoid adenosyltransferase activity
Source: RefSeq, a predicted model, not a curated record